AUGGGCGUAAAGGCCUUUCUCAAGAGGCGCUCUCUCAAGGUCUCCGAUGACCGCGUUACCAAGGCGGCAGAUCUCACCACGCGCCAGUCAAUCUGGCCCAUUGCACUCGUCACGACGCUUUUUUUUCUUUGGGGCUUUAGCUAUGGCCUCUUGGAUACAUUGAACAAGCAUUUUCAAGUCACUCUCAAUAUUACUCGAGCACGAUCCGCUGGUCUACAGGCCGCUUACUUUGGUGCCUACCCACUGGCGUCUCUCGGACACGCGGCGUGGAUCUUGCGACACUACUCGUACAAGGCCGUGUUUAUCUGGGGACUCUGCCUUUACGCAGUCGGCGCUCUGAUCGCGAUUCCUUGCAUCAAGGCAAAAUCCUUCGCCGGUUUUUGUAUGGCCAUCUUUAUCAUUGGCAAUGGCUUGGGCUCUCUCGAAACGGCGGCCAAUCCUUACAUCACUGUUUGUGGCCCCCCAAAGUUUGCAGAAGUGCGGAUCAACUUGUCUCAGGCGUUCAACGGCAUUGGCACAGUCGUCGCACCCGUCCUAGGCUCCUACGUCCUGUUCAACUUUGAUGACCAGGCGGCCCUGGCCAACGUGCAGUGGGUUUACCUAUCUAUUGCCGCCUUUGUGCUGCUGCUUGCGAUCUUGUUUCUCUUUUCGAAUAUUCCUGAGAUCACUGAUGCUGAUAUGGCGCAUCAAGCACAAGAGGUGCAUUCGAGUGCACAUGAGAAGCCAUUUGUGAAACAGUACAGACUGUUCCACGCCGCCUUCGCACAGUUCUGCUACUGCGGUGCCCAGGUGGCUAUUGCAAGCAUGUUCAUCAAUUAUGCAACCGAGACGCGAAGCAACACCAGCGACUCUACAGGUUCAAAGUUUUUCGCCGGGGCGCAAGCGGCAUUCACCGUGGGCCGUUUCCUUGGCGUUUUGCUUAUGAAAUAUGUAAAGCCGCGGCAGGUCUUCCUUGUAUUUUUAACCAUGUGCAUUGUUUUUCUUGCACCUGCUGUUGCGGAACAUGGCAAUGUGGGCAUCUCGUUGCUCUACUGUGUGCUGUUCUUCGAAUCAAUCUGCUUCCCGACGAUUGUUGCCCUUGGUAUGAGGGGUCUAGGUCGACACACAAAGCGCGGUAGCGGCUUUAUUGUGGGAGCAGUCAUUGGCGGAGCUUGCGUUCCUCCAUUGACAGGCGUGGCGGCGGAUCGUCUUGGCACGGGUAGGAGUAUGGUCGUCCCCUUGGCUUUCUUCGUGGUUGCUUGGUCCUACCCACUCUGUGUCAACUUUGUGGAUAGGUAUAGAAAGGUGGCAGAUUCUUUCGAGGCUACACCUCGUGAGUCUCAUAUACAGGUCGACAUUGAGAAAAUCAAGGAGCAAGAGCACGAAGAGACGGUUGAGAAGUCUGAGGUGUGA
Messenger RNA from Fusarium keratoplasticum, 1392 nucleotides. RefSeq lists its product as uncharacterized. The record is from RefSeq and is a predicted model, not a curated record. The transcript is spliced from 4 exons. Gene Ontology annotation, biological process: transmembrane transport. The coding region runs from base 1 to 1392 and encodes 463 amino acids. Lineage: Eukaryota; Fungi; Ascomycota; Sordariomycetes; Hypocreales; Nectriaceae. Gene Ontology annotation, molecular function: transmembrane transporter activity.